CAUAUCGUCUCAGAGAGAAGAAUGGCACGCAUGAUGACGCUGGAUGAGCAACAGAAAGAAAGCCAGUAAACAGAGAGAGAGGGCGGGGCCACAUAGAGGGAGCGGCUGAGCUGAUAUUCGCCGUCGCUGGGCUGCACGCUUCUUUUUGGCCGGUUAACCUCCUGUUGGUCCACCAUACGCCAUAGAUGGGUGAUCCAGUGACCCUGGAGUCUGCCGCCUCUCCUGGUGUUACAGCAGUGCCCGCAGUGCUAGCUGCAGAAAACCAAGAUGGUGCUAAAAGCCAGCCGUCUAACAAGAAUGGGAAGAAGGCCGACUCCAGUGGCAGCAGCUUCUUCACCUGGUUCAUCGUGUUGGCCCUGCUGGGCGUCUGGACGUCUGUAGCUGUGGUCUACUUUGACCUGGUUGACUAUCAGGGAGUUCUUGGUAAACUGGUGGCGUACGACACAGACGGCGACGGAGAUUUCGAUGUCGAGGACGCAAAAGUUCUGCUAGGCCUGUCCAGUGAGGGCGAUGGUCAGGGUGAAUCCCAGGUUCUGGAUUGGUUAGAAGAAGUGGAGGAGGGCGGCUCUGAUUGGUUAAACGGGUUCUUCACGUUCCUGUAUGGACUGAUAAAUCCGCUGGAGCCGCUGGAGGAAGAGGAGGGUGAACACACUGCCUCAGGAAGAGCAAAGGAUGUGCAGGAAGAGGAUGAGGAGGAUGAGAACGAGGAAGCGGUCAGAGGAAGACGACAAGCGAAAGACGAUGGAAAUCAGGGGCAGAAGAUUGUGAUUGUUGGCCUCCAUAACCAAUAUGUUUGUUAUGUUGUCCUUACUUGGAGGGUUGUUGUGAUGUUUGUGUCGGUCUUUUCGGACACUUGGUAUCGCUGUCACCCUGCAGGGCAGGCAGGAGCUGUAGACGCCAUGCAGAAGUCUCACACUGAUACCGCAGAAAGCUCUCCAAAGAAUGUGGGCUUGAAGCUCCGAGAGGCUCUAAAGCAGCAGGUCGCCAUCAUCCAUGAACGCAUGGAGGCCAAGAAGCUCGCCAAACUGGCUCUGGCUGAAGUCCGAGAGCUCCUAGCCAAAGAGGAGCAGGAGAAGGAGCUCGAGAUGGGGAGGAAGGAGAUGUCAGCCAGGGUGAAGGAGAGGGUGGCUAUGAGGCUGAAGGAGGAGGAGGACAGGCUGGAGAAAGAAGAGAUGGAGAGGGCUCUGGAGAAGCUACGAAAAGAAAAAGCAAAAGGGACAGAUGAGGAGGAGGGAGGGGAGAAGAGGAUAAAGAAAGGAGCGGAAAAAGACGAGAAGCCUGAGAAAAAGGAGGAGGGGCAGGGAAAGAAAGAACGGGAGGAGGCAGGCAAAGAGUCUGCAGCUGAAAAGAGAAAGAAGACUAAGGCAGAGAAACCUGACAAAGGGAAAGUCGAGUAGUGCUCAAACACAGUCACAUGAUGCUGAGUAUCUGCUCACAGCGGCUGGCGCCACAAACAUCAUUCACUGCUUCUUCUAUUCAGUCAGGCCGUGUGCCUGUAGUUUAGUCUGCACUGCUGCUGUUAACCUCACAUAGUUCAGCUGCUUGUCUGCAAUAAGGACAGUCAGCACCUACUGUGAGCUGGUCCUGCAGACGAGCAGGGACCAGGUCACGCAGCGUCGUGUCUGUGUGUGUGAGUGUGUGUGUGAGUGUGAGUGUGUGUGUGUGUGUGUGU
Maylandia zebra (zebra mbuna) is the source of this 1672-nucleotide messenger RNA. Lineage: Eukaryota; Metazoa; Chordata; Actinopteri; Cichliformes; Cichlidae. The record is from RefSeq and is a predicted model, not a curated record.